CAAAACAAAGUCAAGUGCAGUGUCAAUAUAACCUCAAAUGUAGAUUUUUAGAUUUUGCAGGAAUAUGAAUGUAUUCAUAUUAAUUUCGCUGAUUUUCUUACAAAUUAACGCGAUUUCUUGCUCGCGUGGUGAUAACAGUGGAAUAUUCCGUAGCUGUCUUCGAAAUUGUCACAUUACAGAAUGUUUAGAUGAUGACACGUUUCUUGAUGAAGACAAAAGACCCUUUCAUUUGGUUUUAUUAAAUUGGGGUUGUCGCGAUGAGUGUAAAUAUACUUGCAUGUGGAAGACAAUUGAUGACUUUAAAAGUCGAGAUAAUCCAAUUCCACAAUUUUAUGGAAAAUGGCCAUUUGUGCGAAUUCUGGGCCUACAAGAACCAGCAUCAGUUUUAUUCUCACUUUUAAACAUUUAUGUGAAUUUCUCUUGCAUAAAACAAUUUAGAAAGAAUGUGAGAAGUGACAGUCCCAUGUAUUGGGUGUGGCAUGGAUUCUGUGCAGUAUGUUUGAAUGCAUGGUUUUGGUCAACGGUGUUUCACGCGAGGGAUUUUCCGUUGACGGAGUUUCUCGACUAUUCGUUUGCGUUUUCAAUCAUGUUGAUGAAUUGUUAUUGCAUGUUUUUAAGGGUGAUGCGCGGCACACUGCCACGUUUUUUCAACAUAUUGGUAACCGCAUUAUUUGCAGCCUUUUACCUGAAUCACAUUUACUAUUUGAGCGGGCCUAAAUUCGACUACGGCUAUAACAUGGCCGUGAAUAUAAUCGUAGGCUCCAUUACCGUCUUCGGCUGGUUCGCCUGGUCUCUCUACAAUCGCUUCCGGUUGCCGUACGUGUGGAAAGCCGGCCUAUUCUUUGCACUCUUUGCCUUAUCAACACUGCUCGAGAUUGUCGAUACGCCGCCAUGGUUUUAUCUUAUUGAUUGCCAUGCAUUGUGGCAUUUUACCUCCGCGCCCAUUACGUAUAUCAUAUACAGUUUUAUUAUUGACGACUGCAAAUACCUCCGGAAACAAGUGCAAUAUGCAGACAUCGAAAACGUAUCAAAAACGGAUUGACACAUUUUUUGAUAAAGCAUUUAUAUUUUUGUUUAUUCAUAUUUUCAGGGAAUUUAUCAAGAUAGAUGUCCUGCAUGAAUCAAAAGAAAAUGAGUGUUGCGUUUAGCCAGUUUUAUUCCUAUCAAUAUAGGAACUUAUUACACACUUGCAUUUUAUUGUUAUUCAUAUUCGUUGACUGAUUUAUAAUCGAUUUUAUAACGUGUGUUGAGUUUGUAGUCUAGUAUAGAUUGUGUAGAAAUUAAAUUUCAUUGUUAGUACACAAACUGUAUUUUUAAUUAGUAUUUAAUGUUACCUGUGAGCGUAGAAUAACAUCUGUCAGUUGUAAAACAAAUAAAUUUGUCUUCUUGGCUGUGUCAAAAGUCCAAAAUUUUAUUUGUCACUGACAUGUGUGUGAAUAUGUGUUCGUUAAUUUUGUAAAGUAAAGUAAUUUGCGCCUGCAAAGCAAUGCAAAAUUCAUGUCACAUCAUAAACCGCCAGUUUCACACAGAGACUCGCAACCCAUCUACCUGCAAUUCGGUAAAUAUCAGAAUGAUGAAAUUCGCUAUGAAGAAUCAAGGAACAGAAACAAAACCAGCAAAGAAUCACGCACUAAGCGUAAUAAUGCGUCGUUGUCUUCGAUCUCCAGCGGCAAACGAUGUCAUUCGACGCCGGCAAAGCUGUACAACUCACAACAUCGCAAACACAGCCGAGUCUCCACCCACGAACGGCAGAUUAUAACGCAGAAACUGCAGGAAAUCGACGAUUUGCGUGCGAAAAUCUUAGAAUUACAAUGGGUGCUCAGCAGCCAUCAGGACAUGUGCUCACAAUCGAUGCAAAAGAAAAGCAGUUGCUUCGCAUGUCUACAAAGGAGUAGCAACAGUAAAGUUGAUAUAGACUAUUCGAAAAUGACAUUGGAUCAGAUGAGUACAGAAGUUGUGUUUAAUUCAAGCCGGGAAUCAUUGCCAAAAUUAUGCACGGAAGUUGCAAAAGUAAAAAGAUAUCGUAAGCGUAAAAAAUGCAAAAAGAAGAAAAGAGUUUGCGAAAAAAAGUCACAAACCAUGCAGACAGGUAGCAAACAAGAAACAAAUCCCCACAAACAACCGAAAAUAACAAAUACUAACACUAUUGUUUUACCAGAACUAUAUAGUUCUAAUAAGAGUUCAUCUUCAGAGGAAAUCAUGCAACUUGCUGAAAAAAUCCAAGCACAAAAUAGCGAAAUCACACAGAUAAAGAUCUCUCUUCAAGAAUGUCUUGAUCUGUUACGAAAUAAGCAAAAAGAAGAAUCACGGAGUGAAUAUCUUAUUGAGCAACCAUCAGCAAACUCAAAAUCAAAGUGGGAUGAAUGUAUCUACCUUAAUUACAUGCAACAGCGUAAAAAUAACACACUCCCGACAGAAGUUUUCACAUGCAGCACGUACGAUGAUAGAUUCUACACUUAUGUACCACCUCCACCAAAGCCUGAACCUUGUGGUUUCAUUGAUUGUGCAGAAGUCGCCAGACCCAGUGCUUUAUUAACGGUGCGUAAAGCCGAAACAUGCCAGGAUAAGAGAAAAGAAAAGAAAAAAUCUGGGUGUUGUGCAAAAAAGUCACAAUCACAAGAUCGGCGAGUUGUCAUUGUUAGAACGCCAACAAAGUCGACAGUGGCGUGCACAAAUACAUCCUGUACGGAUCUUUGUGAUAACUUUCUGGACAGUUGUUAUGAUAAUGAGUAUAAAGUACCGAAAAAGUUCAGUCCGCUUCCACUGCGCUACUAUCCCAAGGAACAUAAAAUUGUGUCCAGUGACUGCUGCCUCCCUAAAUUUAUCGAAACCCACCAAGGUAAAAAACAAACACAAACUAAGCACGAGAAAGAAAAGAAACCGGUAGUGUCCACGCAGACAGAACAAGCGCAUCCGCACAUCGAAGUGUUGGGAAGGGAAGAUAAAGAACGGCACAACGAAAAAGGUCGGCACGAAGAAACAGAACAUCAUAAAGAUAAAAAUCGGCAUGAAGAAAGAGGACAUCAUAAAGAUAAAGAUCGACACAAAGAAAGAGAACACCGUAAAGAAAAAGGGCACUGUUCAAGUAGUGGUACCCAAAGUCAUCGUCGACCAAAUCCUUGCCAUUGUCCUGAUCGGCGUCGAAAAAAUGUCUUCAUGCGUUGUUUACUAUGUAUGUUUUGCAGGAAUUUAUAAUAUAUAUAAAAAUAACUUA
Messenger RNA from Dalotia coriaria, 3214 nucleotides. RefSeq names its product Per1-like protein PGAP3 (gene PGAP3). The record is from RefSeq and is a predicted model, not a curated record. Gene Ontology annotation, biological process: GPI anchor biosynthetic process. Gene Ontology annotation, molecular function: hydrolase activity, acting on ester bonds. The transcript is spliced from 7 exons. Lineage: Eukaryota; Metazoa; Arthropoda; Insecta; Coleoptera; Staphylinidae. Gene Ontology annotation, cellular component: endoplasmic reticulum membrane. Bases 65 to 1042 code for a protein of 325 amino acids.